AUGGCUGGGAGUCCUCCAGUUGGUCGCAUGAAACAAACAACGACCCCACCUGCUGCAUUUCUCUCUAAACAAGCAAGCGGUCUCCUCCUUUUUCGCUCAUCGUCUUUUGUAGGAAAAAAGAAACAGACAAUGUCAGACUGUCUCCCGAAGGAGGUUAUCACCGACAUCCUCUCACGAUUGCCUGUGAAGUCGCUCAUGAGAUUCAGAUGCGUUUCAAAGGCAUGGUGCUCUCUAAUCUCCACCCCCAACUUUAUCUCCACCCAUCUCAAUCGCUCUCUUUCCAACUCCCCACACCAGCCCUACCUCUUCGUCUGCCAUUGCUGGACUUUGCACACCGUCCUGCUUUAUCCAUCCGAUCCAGAAAUAGAACAGAAGGGUGAUUUCUUUGCAAACCCAUCAGAUCGCAUAGAAUUGCGUGAUCCAUCUAACAAUGAAUAUUCCUUGCACUUAGUUGGCUCAUCUAACGGCCUACUUUGUCUUGCCACUCUGAAUUUCGAUAACGAAGUUGGCUUAUGUGUUCUCUGGAACCCAUCCAUUCAAAAAGCCAUCUACCUUCCCAAGCCUAAUCUUGGAUUUGACCGUUCGUUAAACAAAUCAUUUGGCUUUGGGUAUGAGCCCACGACUGAUGAUUACAAAUUGGUGAGGCUUGUGUAUCCAGAUACUGAUUAUAUUGGUUUCAAAACUGUUCCACCUCUGGUUGAGAUUUAUACGCUUCGAACCGGCAUAUGGCGCUCUCUUUCGGCCCCUGGUCCUCCCUACAUCACGAACACGUGGUGCUCAUCGAUUUUCACAGUUUUCCUGAGUGGGGCAGUCCACUGGCCCGCACACACUCCACGGCGUCGUGGCGUCUUUCGCAAUGUGAUUGUGUCAUUUAAUAUGAAGGAAGAGGCCUUUGGUGAAGUGGGUAUGCCUAAAAGUUUACAAGAGCUGGAAGACUUGAACGUUACUCUGGCGCUACGUGAUGGGUUGCUUGCACUUGUCCCUUGUAACGAAUUUGGCAACAAGGCGUCUCAUUCCGUGUGGGUGAUGAAAGAGUACGGAGUGGAGGAAUCUUGGACUAAGCUGUUUGAUGUUCGCAUUGGGGGAUUUCACAGGUUGAUAGGCUUUACAAAGAGUGGUGAAGUGCUAGCGCACAAGGCUGCCUGGUUGUUUUCUUUUGGACCAAGUAGCGGAGGAUAUGUGAAGGAUUUUCCCAUUCAUCACCUAGAACAUAUUUAUUUGGAUACUUACGUGGAGAGCCUUGUUCUACUGAAUGUAGCCGACCGAAUUCCAAGGCGACUGGAGAAUUCGUCUGAAGAAAGCAGGUGUAUAUCCUGUCCAGAAGAAGUGAAUUGAGGGAAAAGAAGAUUUGGUGAAAUGGUUUUACACCACCUUGGAUGGAGUCGGUCGAUGAAGUACAAGGAAGAAAUCUCUGUUUUGUUUUCUUGGAUUGCUUUUGUUGUUUUAGUUUUCUUUGUUGCUUUACUUUCUUGCAAGAUUUGAAAGAGUGAAAAGGGUACUAGAA
This is a messenger RNA of Corylus avellana, 1504 nucleotides long. RefSeq names its product F-box/kelch-repeat protein At3g06240-like. Lineage: Eukaryota; Viridiplantae; Streptophyta; Magnoliopsida; Fagales; Betulaceae. The record is from RefSeq and is a predicted model, not a curated record. Gene Ontology annotation, molecular function: protein binding.